Molecule: messenger RNA, 1098 nt
Organism: Capsella rubella
Lineage: Eukaryota; Viridiplantae; Streptophyta; Magnoliopsida; Brassicales; Brassicaceae
Product: putative exosome complex component rrp40
Biological process (GO): nuclear polyadenylation-dependent rRNA catabolic process; TRAMP-dependent tRNA surveillance pathway; U4 snRNA 3'-end processing
Cellular component (GO): cytoplasmic exosome (RNase complex); nuclear exosome (RNase complex)
Molecular function (GO): RNA binding
Source: RefSeq, a predicted model, not a curated record
CAAAGAUGGCAACGAUCAAAAUCCGACCUUUGGGUGGGUUGGUUGUUCCUGCGGCCUGAGAUUCACAAAUCCCUAACAUAGAUUCCGUUUAUGUCCCAAAAAUAAAAUAAAAAUUAAAAGGAAGUUGGGUUUUGUCCUAAAUCAAUGCAAACAAAUAAAAUACUUUUGCGACCAAAACUAAAGGAGAUUGCAGAGGGACUAGUGUUGUUUCAGGGGAUCGCAUCAUCUUCAACCCAAGGAAGAAAUUUUAACAGGGAAUUAGGUUUUUUUUAUUUAUAUUGGAGAUGGAUGCCAAAGCUGCUUCUGUCUUGCCAUCAAGCCUCAUAGAUCAGAUUGUCGUUCCAGGUGAUGUUGUUCUUGAUUUGUCAAAGACAAUCAAGCUCGGCAGUGGCCUCCGUCAGGAUAGUGAUGCUAUCUCUGCCAUGAGAGCUGGCAAAUUAAGUUACUCCAAGCCUAAUAAGUAUUGGGUCGAAAGUUCUCAUAAACGGUACAUACCUCGCCCUGAGGAUCAUGUUCUUGGAAUUGUGGUAGAUUCUAAACCAGAUAAUUUUUGGGUGGACAUAAAAGGACCCCAAUUAGCGCUUUUGCCAGUUCUUUCAUUCGAAGGAGGAACACGAAGAAAUAUUCCCAAGUUUGAGGUCGGCACUUUGCUUUAUCUUCGGGUUGUCAAGACAAAUACAGGAAUGAAUCCCGAGGUGUGUUGUACAGACGCAAGUGGGAAAGCUGCAUUAUUUGGACCCUUGAGAGAUGGUUUCAUGUUUGAAACUUCAACUGGUCUUUCAAGAAUGCUGUUGAGUUCACCAACGUGCCCGGUCCUCGAGGCUCUUGGAAAGAAACUCUCAUUCGAGAUAGCUGUGGGCUUAAAUGGCCGAGUUUGGGUAAAUGCAGUUGAUCCACGUACAGUCAUUAUCGUGGCCAAUGCAAUGAUGAACUCAGAAUUUCUAAGUGGGACUCAGCAGAGAAUCAUGGUUGAAAAAUUGCUCGCUAAAAUUUCAGACUAAUACGUUAUUAUAUCUUGAAAUGUAGUUGAACCUUAAUGAUGCUCUUUAGCAAGUGAUUUCUAUUUAAUGACAAAAAAAAGCAAGUGAUUUCUAUUCA